AUCCUAUCUAAAUAUUCCCACUUAUAAAUGCUAGUAGCUCUCUUUAUAAAGGCUACCAGUGUUGGCAAAAUACUACAUUGCUUAAUAUCUUUUGUUCUGAAUUUCUUAGUCAGCUCUGAUAUUUAACAUGGCCUCAUCAUCUCCCUCUCCCUCUCCCUCUCCAAUGUUCACAGUGCGAAGGUUGCAACCCGAGUUGGUGGCUCCUGCCAUCCCCACUCCCCAUGAACUUAAACCAUUAUCCGACAUAGAUGAUCAAGAAGGUCUUCGUUUCCACAUUCCUAUGAUACAAGUUUAUCGUAACCAACCAUCAAUGGCAGAGAAAGACCCAGUUCAAGUGAUUCGGAAAGCACUGGCAAAAACACUUGUGUUCUAUUACCCUUUUGCGGGUAGGCUUAGGGAGAGGCCUGACCACAAGUUAAUGGUGGAUUGUACUGGAGAGGGCGUCUUGUUCAUUGAGGCUGAUGCUGACGUAACACUUGAUCAGCUUGGUGAUGCUCUCCAACCUCCAUUCCCAUGCUUCGAACAACUGCUAUAUAAUGUUCCAGACUCUGAAGAAAUUACUGACACUCCCCUUCUACUCAUACAGGUGACACGACUCAAGUGUGGUGGUUUCAUCCAGGCCCUCCGCUUGAACCACACCAUGAGCGAUGCAGCUGGUCUUGUACAAUUCUUGAACGCAUGGGCUGAAAUGGCUGGAGGUGCAAAGAGUCCUUCCAUUGCACCCGUGUGGCGUAGGGAGCUUCUAAUGGCAAGAGAUCCUCCUCGCAUCACAUGCAAGCAUCACGAAUACAUGGAAUUCGUAGACACCGAGAUCGAGGAAGGAAGCCUUACUUUGCAUGAUGACGACAUGGUUCUUCGAUCAUUCUUCUUUGGACCUUCCCAAAUAGCUUCCCUUCGUCGCUUGGUUCCCCAUUACUGUGCCACGUUUGAUCUCAUCACAGCAUGCUUAUGGCGUUGUCACACAAAAGCAUUGAAGAUAGAUGCAGAUAAGGAUGUUCGAAUGAUGGUCGCCGUCAACGCACGUGCUAAGUUCAAUCCUCCUUUACCUGUUGGUUAUUACGGUAAUGCCAUUGCAUACCCAGCAGCAGUCACCACAGCAGGGAAGCUUUGUGGAAAUCCAUUUGGGUAUGCUGUGGAAUUAAUAAAUAAAGUGAAAGGUAAGGCCACACAAGAGUAUAUGCAUUCUGUGGCAGAUCUAUUGGCUAUUAAGGGACGAUACAUACCAAGAAUGGUGAGGUCUCUUACUGUGUCAGAUUUGAGAGGUUUUGAUCCCAGACAAAUUGAUUUUGGGUGGGGCCAUGCUCUCUAUGCUGGACCAGCUCAAGGAGGCCUUGGACCCUUUCCAGGAGUAACGUUUAUCACUCCUUUUAAGAAUGCAAAAGGAGAAGAUGGUUUAGUAUUGCCGAUUUGGUUGCCCACAGAGGCUAUGAAUAGGUUUUCCAAAGAGUUGGAUGGCAUGUUUGGUUUCAUUUGUAGCUCAUUAUGAAAAUAUUCCUUUUUCUUUUUUGGAAUGGAAACAAAUUAGAAAAGAUCAAUGUAACAAACCAAACACUUCCUUUAUCAUGUUACUAAAUUAUUAAAUACUACUUUGUGUAUA
Messenger RNA from Glycine soja, 1597 nucleotides. RefSeq names its product benzyl alcohol O-benzoyltransferase-like. The record is from RefSeq and is a predicted model, not a curated record. Lineage: Eukaryota; Viridiplantae; Streptophyta; Magnoliopsida; Fabales; Fabaceae. Gene Ontology annotation, molecular function: acyltransferase activity, transferring groups other than amino-acyl groups. The coding region runs from base 128 to 1486 and encodes 452 amino acids. The transcript has 2 exons.